UGCGAGCAUGGAGCCUGCCAUUAGUCCACGACCCUCUGAGCGCACGUCUGACUUGGGCUGCGGAGAAGGGACUCAAAGCAUGCCUGCCCAGCCUCCAGUAUCCAAAGAGGGGAGUGGGCCCCCGCAGGGCAGCGGCCCAAAGGAGGUGGAGAGCAAAGGCCCUGGCUCCGUGGUUUCCUUGCCAAACAAAAUGGGAGAUGCUGAAGCAGGCAAGAAGAUCUUUACUCAGAAAUGCGCUCAGUGCCACACAGUGGAAAAAGGUGGAAAACACAAGACAGGUCCAAAUCUCUGGGGUCUCUUUGGCCGAAAAACAGGACAAGCACCAGGAUUUUUGUAUACUGAUGCAAACAAAAACAAAGGUGUUGUCUGGGGAGAAGACACUUUGAUGGAAUAUUUGGAGAACCCAAAGAAAUAUAUCCCUGGAACUAAAAUGGUCUUUGCUGGUCUUAAAAAGAAGAGUGAGAGAAAAGAUCUUAUUCAGUAUUUGAAACAGGCAACAUCUUCCUGAAAUACUAUUGCAACUUAAAAAGUAUCAAUUUAAAUAUUGUACAUUUAAAUAAAUCAUAUUUGAUCAUUCUUGAUCAGCCUGUAAUAAGUUUAAUGUUUAAAAAUAAAGGUUGUUGUUUUUGAUUA
Messenger RNA from Ictidomys tridecemlineatus (thirteen-lined ground squirrel), 633 nucleotides. RefSeq names its product cytochrome c, testis-specific. The record is from RefSeq and is a predicted model, not a curated record. Gene Ontology annotation, molecular function: electron transfer activity; heme binding. Lineage: Eukaryota; Metazoa; Chordata; Mammalia; Rodentia; Sciuridae.